CCAAAAUAUUAUGUAUACAUAUAAAUAUAUGCUGUCAUUCCAUCAAAUUAAACAAUUUGCAAAAAUUCCACAAAAAACAUUUUCUUUUAUAAACACACACACACGCACACACUUUAAAUAAAAAUAUGAAUUUUGUGGAUUUCCAGACGCGCACUGCCGCCAAUUGCCAUUACUCGUGUGUAACAAGUUAUUUACUACUAUACAAAUACACUGUAUAUUUGAGUAUGUAGAAAUUUUGGAAACCGCUACACGUUUGUUUAUAUUUUCUUCAUAAAAUACUUUUAUUUUUGCAUUUUUCUUGUCCAAAAAAGAAAAAAGAAUUGAAAAUGUACACUAGUUUUAAAUACCUCUUUUAACAAAUUUAUUCAACCGAAUUUCGCGUGUGUUGCCGCCGAUCGACACGGCAUUUCUGAAACGAGGCGGCCCAAACAUUUCGGAGCUGCCACAGUCGCUACUGAGUUGAAGAAACAUAUGACUGCCACCGCAGCCGCCAAGAAGCCCGAAGCAAAGGGCAAAUCUGCCAAGAAGUUACCCGCUGUCCCCGAGUCGAAGCUGAAGUUCAGCAAGAAACAAGUCAGCAAACGUGCUAUCUUGAUCAAGCGUAAAUUGAAACGUACUGCCGUCAUUGCGCUACGCAAACGUGAGAACUUGGUUCGUGCCGAGAAAUACCAAGCCGAAUAUCUGCGUACUGACCGUCGUGAGAUUAAGUUGCGCCGUUUGGCCAAGAAACGCGGACAAUUCUACGUGCCUGCUGAGUCCAAAUUGGCUUUUGUUAUCCGUAUUCGCGGUAUCAACAAAGUUGCCCCUAAAGUGCGUAAAGUUUUGCAGUUGUUCCGUCUGCGCCAAAUUAACAAUGGUGUUUUCAUUAAAUUGAACAAAGCCACCAUUAAUAUGUUGCGCAUUGCUGAACCCUACAUUACAUGGGGAUACCCAAAUCUGAAAUCAGUCCGCGAAUUGGUCUACAAACGAGGUUUCGUUAAGCACAGCCGUCAACGUGUUCCCAUCACCGACAACUUCGUGAUUGAACGUAAAUUGCGUAAAGCACAUGACAUUCAGUGCGUUGAGGAUUUGGUACAUGAAAUCUUCACCGUUGGACCCCACUUCAAGAAAGCCUCGAACUUCUUAUGGCCAUUCAAACUGAAUACUCCAACCGGUGGAUGGCGCAAGAAGGCGAAUCACUACGUUGAAGGUGGUGAUUUCGGUAACCGCGAAGACAAAAUCAACAAAUUGUUGCGCAAAAUGGUUUAAGAAAUUUUAAAUUAUUGCCUAACCCGUUGACUUCACGAAAUUUUAUUGGUGUAAAUGGGGGAGUAUUUUUAUUCCGAAAAAAAUAUAUAUAAUAAUAAAAAUAGAAAAAAAUAAAUGUUUUUUUAUAUAAAUAAAA
Messenger RNA from Bactrocera oleae (olive fruit fly), 1384 nucleotides. The record is from RefSeq and is a predicted model, not a curated record. NCBI's taxonomy places the organism in Eukaryota, Metazoa, Arthropoda, Insecta, Diptera, Tephritidae.